Messenger RNA from Caenorhabditis remanei, 1404 nucleotides. RefSeq lists its product as uncharacterized. Gene Ontology annotation, molecular function: polyubiquitin modification-dependent protein binding. The transcript has 8 exons. Lineage: Eukaryota; Metazoa; Nematoda; Chromadorea; Rhabditida; Rhabditidae. Gene Ontology annotation, cellular component: cytosol. Bases 1 to 1404 code for a protein of 467 amino acids. The record is from RefSeq and is a predicted model, not a curated record. Gene Ontology annotation, biological process: ubiquitin-dependent protein catabolic process.
AUGUCGGAGGAGAGCGCACUUAUCAAGGUUUUCGUGAAAUCGCCGACGCAAAAGUAUGAAGUCGAAAUUGCGCCAGACGCAACGGUGUCAGAUCUCAAAGACAAGGUUUUAGUGCUCGUCCCAACUGCCAACAAGGAGCAAAUAUGUAUUAUUUAUACGGGAAAAAUUCUGAAAGACGAGGAGACUUUGUCGCAUAAUAAAAUCGGGGACGGCCACACCGUCCACCUUGUCAUCCGUAACCAGAAUCGACCAGCGGCCACAUCUUCUCCUGCUCCAGCAGCCACCACCACCGCUCCAUCCGCCACUCCAUCCGCUACUCCAUCCUCAACUGAUGCCCCACCUACGACUCCUCCUCCAAAUCCAUUCGGAUUAUUCGGAGCCUCCGGAGGCGCUGCUCCAACGCCAGCCGAGAUUCUUGCGAAUCCGAAUCUUUUGAGAAAUGUGACGGAGAAUCCGAUUGUUCAGAGUUUGAUGGGAAAUCCGGAAUUCAUGAGAACUAUCAUCUCGUCUAAUCCAACUUUCCAGCAAAUGAUCGAGAGAAACCCGGAACUCGGUCAUAUCAUCAAUGAUCCGAAUAUGAUGCGUCAAACGAUGGAAAUGAUGCGUAAUCCGAAUAUGAUGAAUGAGAUGAUGCGUAAUCACGAUCAGGCUAUUCGCAAUUUGCAGGGUCUCCCCGGCGGUGAGGCAGCUCUCGAACGUCUCUACACCGACGUCCAGGAGCCAUUGAUGAACAGUGCGGCGAGCUCACUCGGCGGAAAUCCGUUCGCCUCUCUCCGUUCUGAUCAACAACAGCCACGUGUCGACAGAGCUGGACAGGAGAAUAAUGAGGCUCUACCGAAUCCAUGGGCUUCCAAUAAUAGUCAAUCAUCGAAUAAUUCGGCGCCGAACAAUAGAUCCAACGAUUUUAGUUCAAUGAUGGAUUCGCCUGGGAUGAGCUCGCUUAUGGAGCAAAUGAUGUCGAAUCCGAGCAUUCAGGCGAGCAUGUUCAGUCCGGAAGUCAUCGAUUCUAUUCGUCAGAAUAUGUCUAGCAAUCCGGCACUCAUUGACUCGAUAAUCGGCUCAAUCCCAUCGGCUCGUGACAAUCCACAAAUAUCGGAAGGAAUUCGCAGAAGUUUUCCCCAAAUGUUGAAUAUGAUGACGGAUCCGUCGGUUCUCGCGGCGAUGAGAAAUCCAGCAGUGGCGGAGGCGUUCCGAAAAAUUCAAGAGGGAUUCAACGUUUUGAGACGAGAAGCACCGCAAUUGUUGAACAUGUUCCAAGCGGGAGGUGCCGCUAGUGGACUCGAUUCGUUGUUCAGUGGAGUUGGAGGAGCAGGAGGUGCUGCUGGAGCUCCAGGAGGUGGAGCCAAUAUCGCCGACUUGUUGAAUGGAUUGAAUAUGGGCGGUGGAGUGGUGAGUUACGACUGA